UGGCAGGAGGCAACUGUCCUUGCAAAUUCAGUCAGCCAAGUGUCUAGGACAUCGGAAGAACUGAGAAAAAGUACAGGGACUUAAGGAGUCAAGUGAAGACAAAGGCAGCAGCAGAACGUCAUGCUGCAGGCACUGGUGGGGGACCUCCAGACGAAACCUGCUACACUGAUACUGAGCUGGUAGUCCUAUGAAUGCUGUCUCCUACAGCAAUUGUAGGGCUACCAAUGCCAGAAAGCCAGGAUGUCACUUUGCGAGUGUCUGGCCCCCUGCAAGGCCCAAAGCCAUCCACCAGCAAUGGUGGUGGAAUUAUCCAACUAUCAUCUACUGGUGUUGCUGGGACCUCUGGAUGUAGUGGUGCUGCAGGGGCAUCAUCUUAAGUCCUCAACCUUGAUGAUGACACAGCUUUUAAGGUCAUCUAUGUUCCAGAUGACGUCACCCAAUGCUCCCAGGAUUCAGAUGAUAGGCAGCCACCUGCAGCUCUGCAGGUGCUUUCACUUCUGCAGUCAAAUGGCGCUCCCCAGCCAGCUACAGCUCCCCAUUCAGCUGACGCUCCCCAGCCACCUACAGCUCGCCAGUCAGCUGCCACUCCCCAGCCAUCUGCCUUUCCCUGUCCACCUGCAGCUCCCCAGCCAUCACCACCACCAGCUGCCCAGCAAAGAAGGCACACAACUCCAGGUCGUUGCUCAGAGCUUGAGCUUCUCCUUCAAGCCAUGUAGACACAGUGGGACAUGCAGCACAGCCUGGACAUGCUGGUUAUGGUGCAGCAGGAACAAGGGGAAGCUCUAAGGCAGGGAGUGCAGGCUUUGCAGCAG
Messenger RNA from Scylla paramamosain (green mud crab), 812 nucleotides. RefSeq lists its product as uncharacterized. The transcript has 5 exons. The coding region runs from base 241 to 786 and encodes 181 amino acids. NCBI's taxonomy places the organism in Eukaryota, Metazoa, Arthropoda, Malacostraca, Decapoda, Portunidae. The record is from RefSeq and is a predicted model, not a curated record.